Messenger RNA from Hymenoscyphus albidus, 1872 nucleotides. Lineage: Eukaryota; Fungi; Ascomycota; Leotiomycetes; Helotiales; Helotiaceae. The record is from the annotation of a GenBank genome assembly.
AUGAGCGACGCUCCAAUACCCCUCCAAAACCAUGUUUUCCCACUCCAGAAUAACCCCUUGGCACCGCCCUCAACGAAAGGUCAAAACAAAAGACCUGCGGAUAUAGAUACGAGCGGUCUCUCGCGACGAACACCAGCAACGUCAGCAACGCUGUCGGGGGAAACAAAUGUGUGGGAAUGCGAGGAAUUCCUUAAGUCGCCAGAAAACAACGAGCUGUUCCCCUCCCCACCCGAUUAUGGGACAGGCUCCGAUCGACAAUUCAAAUCUAUGGUUUAUCGGCCCUUAUCCUUCUCGCUGUCGCUAUGUUGUCUAAGCUUGCUCUUUGCGGGUGCAAUUAUUUCGAAUAUAAAAAUAAGCUUCACACGGAAUCUACUACGGUUGAUACAAAUGGACCCGGAUUCAAAACGACCAUUCAUUAGAGAAGAAAAGCGGAGGGCGGAUUUAAGAGCCAGGGACGAACACAUCUGGAAAACUGAUUCCGAUAUAGAGACUCAAGCAGGAACGGAGUUUAUGCCUACAGAGGGCGGAGAAGAUCCAGUCCGGAAUGAUCUGCCAUACUACGCAAGAAGGGUGGGCUUGGAUGCGGAAGAAUUGACAGUUUGUACCGAAGAUGGCUUUCUCCUUACACUCACACAUAUAUAUGAUCCAAACGAAUAUACUCCGCUGACAGCUUUGCAACGUAAGGCUCGAGGGGCCGACAUUUUCACCGGCAAACCACCUUCGAGGCCACUUCCACAUCCUUCCAAGUUCAAGCCCAAAUAUCCGAUACUAAUGAUCCACGGGCUCAUGCAGGCUGCAGGUGCAUUCUGCUCGCAUGAUGAUGCCUCGCUUGCCUUUUAUCUUUGUAAAUCGGGAUACGACGUGUGGCUUGGAAAUAAUCGUUGCGGCUUCAAGCCCUCUCAUUCCUGGUAUAAACCUACAGAUCCUAGGAUGUGGACCUGGACCCCUCGUGACAUGGGCACUCGCGAUCUGCCAGCUCUCACUUCGCGAGUCCUCUCAGAAACCGGGUUCGACAAACUCGGACUCAUAGCCCAUUCUCAGGGCACGGCACAGACUUUUAUCGCUCUCUCCCGUACCCAACGACCGUCCCUUGGACUCAAAUACAGUGUUUUUUGUGCUCUAGCUCCAGCCGUCUACGGUGGCUCAAUUCUCGACAAAUGGUAUUUUAAAUUUGUUAGAAGCCUCCCGGAUUCUUUCUAUACGGCAUUCUUUGGCAUCCACGGUUUCUUCCCUGUUAUGAUGAUCGCUCAGCAUCACCUCAAUAGUCGACUCUAUGGCUGGUCGGCUUAUAUCAUGUUCAACUAUCUAUUCAAUUGGAGCGAUUGGAACUGGGAUCGCGCUUUACGCGAUCGUUCUUUUCAAUGUAGCCCCACCUACGUGAGUAGUGAGAGCAUGAGAUGGUGGCUAGGCCGUAAUGGAUUUGCUACCAACCGCUGUAUCCUCUCGACAAAAGCUGAACUCGCGGUCGAAGAGCUCUCUGAAUCCAACCCAAAUAUUGAAGCUUCUUCCAAGCCCUGGUUCGAUGCCAGAAUGCCACCACUCGCCCUCUUCGUUGCUGGAAAGGACCAUCUGGUCGACGGCCAAAGACUUAUGAACCGCUUUAAAUCGGGCAAGGAGCCGGAUACGAGGGUGCUUCAUAUGGGGUAUUAUAAAGAUUAUGAACAUCUUGAUGUUAUUUGGGCAGCGGAUGUUGUGGAGAGGAUUGGGAGAAAAAUUAGAAAUUUGGUUUGGAAGACUGCGGAUACUCAGGCGAGGGAGAGGUGCAGGGUUCCGAGGGGGUGCGAGGGGUUAGGGAGAUGGAUUGAUGAUAGGAGGGAGGCUUGUGGGAGUGCGGAGACUAGUGGGAGUGAUGGAGAGUGGGAUAUUGAUUAA